This is a messenger RNA of Prorocentrum cordatum, 1710 nucleotides long. The record is from the annotation of a GenBank genome assembly. Lineage: Eukaryota; Dinophyceae; Prorocentrales; Prorocentraceae.
AUGGCGAGCCAGUCGAUCAAGGGCGACCUCCUGAACGUGCUGAGCGAGAUCAAGACCCGGGUGCAGGAUAAGCUGGGCACCGCAGAUUUCCCCAUGCCUCAGUUCAUCCUCAUCGGCGGGCAGUCCGUGGGAAAGAGCAGGCUCAUCGAGUCACUCGCGGGGGAGCAGUUCAAUUUCAUCUCUGGCACCCUCGGCAGCCGCAGGCCGACGGUGCUGGAGUUUCGCAACGUGCCUGGCCCCUCGAAGUGGUACUGGUUGGACAGCCAGACCAACCAGUGGCAGCAGCGGCCAACUUCGCAGGUCCAGGAGCUCGUGUCCAAGGCGCACACCGACCUCGGCAACAACAUCUCCGCGGAAGCCGUCAACCUGCGCGUCGAGUCCAGCAGCUGCGUGGACAUGCAGAUCGUCGACCUGCCUGGCUACCGCGGCUUUGCGAGGGACGAGGCGGCGUCGCAGCUCGUCACCAAGAUCGAGCAGCUGAACAAGACGUUCCUGGAGGACGAUCGCAACGUGAUCCUCUGCGUGGAGGAGGCCGGCGACGCGGCGAACCUGUGGGCCCUGAGGAAGGUGACCGAGGUCGAUCCCGACUACAAGCGGACCAUCCUCAUCCGCAGCAAGCUCGACAAGUACUACAGCGACCUGACGCGCUCCAACGUCCACCAGUGGCUGGAGGGCUUCGGGGACCUGCCGAAGAACCUGACCAAGUUCGCGCUGACGCUUCCGCACUGGAGCGACGGGCAGCCGCCGCCCAAGCCGCUGGUGGAGAUGCGGAAGGACCAGGACCAGCAGGACAGGGACAAGCUCUCCAGCCUCGGGUGCUCCAAGAAGCACCUCGACAUGGUCGGCUUCGACAACUUCUCUUCGUACAUGGAGAAGCGCACCGAGAUCAUGUUCACCCAGGCCAUCGGCCCCGUGAUGGCCAAGAUGAAGGACCUGGAGCAGGCGAUGACCACGCGGGUGGAGGAGAUCAAGGACGAGAUGGAGCAGGCCGACCCCUCGCAGAUGCUGGCCAGCGUGCGAGCCUGCGGCGUCUCCUUCGCCAACUGCCUGACCUACAUCAUGGAGGGCUACAUCCGGUCCAACAUCAACCGCAUGACCCUCGACACCGAGCUCCGCGAGUUCCACGAGUAUCACGAGAGGCUCGGGCGGAAGCCCGCGGACGGCGAGCGGCCGCCCGGCGCGCCGAAGGAUGCGCCCCACUACGACACCUUCGACGUGCUGCCGACCGAGGACUUCGGCACCCUGGACGACUACCUCCAGCACCUGAACAGCGACACGAUGAAGGUCCCCGCGUACGACGUGGAGAUCAACGGGGGGGCACAGUUCCGGAGGCUGAUGUACGAGGUCGAGGUCUUCCUGAGGUUCUCGGAGGUGGGCAACGAGAUCAAGAAGAAGGACGUGCUGCAGUCCUUCGGCAUCUCGAUGAGCUCCGUCACAUGGAGAGAGGUGGUCGUGAAGCUGCUGAAUCACAAUGCGCACCUGCCGCUGCAGCGGCGCAUCAUGUACGUCGGCGAGCGCGUCAAGUGGUUUUUCAUGCAGCAGAAAGAACCGAUCGUGCAGUUCAUGAAGGGCCUGAAGGGAUCCCCGGACGAGAAGCUCUUCAGCGUGAACUUUUCGAGGCACGCUGCGUUCAUUGAGGAUCGGAGGACAACCAGACCAUCAAGAAGUUGGUCUUCGAGACCUACGACGCUGUGGUCGACCGGCAGUUGA